GAAGACGCAAACUUUUGCUGUUCGUCAUCAUUUCCUUUCGUUUGUUUGUUUUUUGAUCAAUAAUUCUUUGAGAAAAAUGAAAAAUUUUUAAUUAAAGUUUUUGGUUGAGCAAAUACAAUCCAAUCAACCAUGGAUUACUGCAACAAUGAAACAUUGAAACAAUUUAAACCGACAAAAAUUAUCGAUUCAUUUGAAUCGGUAAUCUAUCUGUACAAGGUUUUUGUACCAAUACUAUUGGCCGGUUGUCUAUUGAGUUUGAUACUGAAUACCUUAUUGGUCAUCAUUGGCACCAUUAUUCAAUCCAAAUUAUCACGUUCAAAUCGUUCACGUUCGCCGAUUCUAUUGUUAUCGUUGAAUUUAGCUGCAACCGAUAGUAUUGCCUCAUUUUUGAUGGGCUUUGGUUUAUUGAUAAAUUCCUAUUUACCGGUUGUAUUGAAUAUCAACCUAACCAAUGUAUGUUUCAAUUUGAUAUUGGAAAUAUUUCGUCUAUCAGCAUUGAUUGCUUCGGCAUUGCAUUUGCUAGCAUUGGCAUUGGUUCACUAUAAAGGCAUUGUUAAUCCACUUCAUUAUCGGUCCAUGAUUUUUUGCUCUCAACACCGUACGCGUAGUAUCUAUUUGAUGUCGUUCAUUUGUUGGCUAUUACCAGCUAUUGUGAUUGCAUCAUACUUCAGUUCAAUACCUUGCCAAGGAUUUCAACAUGAAAAUUGCCGUUCAGAUGUUAUCCUCACAUUUCGUUUUCGUUUUAUGAUAGUGGUAGCAUUUUUCCUGCCAUUAGUAUUGAUGCUAUAUCUUUACACAAGAAUUUUCAUCAUUAUCAAACGACAUCAAAAACAACGUUUAUUGAAUCUGAAUCAAUCUGGGGGUGAUAGGAGAAAAUUAAUGAUGACAAUCAAAUCGAAAAAGGAUUCAGCAACCAUGUCCAAUGUUAAUGACGCUCAAAUUAAUGAUGAUAUGAGCAAUGAUGAUGGCAAAUUUUCUCGAAUCGAUAUUCGUCCUACGUCUUCCCUAUUAAUCAAAAAUCAUUUUGCUGAUGAUGAUAAUGAUCAAGACAAAACUGCCCGAUCUCGUUGUUCCGAUAAUGAAGACAACGAUGAUGAUGAUAAGCAUAAACAAGCAUCAUCAUCAUCAACAAUCAGUCACCAGAAACAAAUUUUAGCACCCAGAAUGGAUAGAACACAAUCUUUGAAUGAUCACUAUUCAAAAACGAUAAAAAACAUUCAAAUCGUCAAAUAUAAUGAUAAUAAUCAAAAAGAUUAUUGUACGGUGGUGGAAAAAUUAUUUAGCAAUUCCUCUCCAUCAACAACAACAAAAAUUACAAACGAUCGUUGUGUUGCAACUGAUAACAAUAAUAACAAUAACGAUUAUUAUUCAUCGGAAACAGGAGUUGUUGAUGAUAAUUUAUCAACCAUAAACAAUAAUGGACAACAUUAUUUGAAUAGAUCGAUUAAACAACAACAUGGUGCCAUAUUAAUCACUAAUACUAGCAAUGGUUUGAUAGCAGCGAAUAAUUCAUCACCCUCAAAUAAUGCCAAAGCAUUGAUAACAACAUUAUCGAUAUUAGGCACAUAUAUACUGUGUUGGAUGCCAGCCGUAUUGUAUCUUGCACUAACCUGCAUUGAUCAUUGUUAUUAUCCAAUCAUUAUGCUUAGUUAUCGUUGGCGUGUCAUAUUCAGUUUCAUAACGAAUGGUUUAGUCAUUUUGAAGGCUAUCAUCGAUCCAUUUAUCUAUACUUAUCGUAUGAAAGAGAUGAAAAACGCAUUAAAUAGAUGCCUUUAUUUGAUCUGCCCAUUUGAUUGUAUACGGAAUUGCUGUCCACAACCACCGCCAUCAUCAUUGACCACAUCAAAUCGACAUUAUGAUUCGACAUGGUCUCGUGGUAUGGAUAACUCAAAUAUUCCGAUCAGAAUGAAAAAAUUACAUCAUCAACAUUCAUCAUUCUCAUCCGAAUCACAACGACGACGGCGACAACAACCUGAAACCAAUAUUUAAUUCAUAUUCAGCACAAAAGUAAAAAUCAUAACCAAACGAAAAAGGAUUCCUGUUUCAAGGGAAUAUUGUUUGGCUUUUUUUGUGUGAAAAAAAACCAGACAAAAAAUAUCGAUUUAUUCGCUUAUAUCUAUGGCUUUGGUUUCCAUAAUGGCAAAAUGAAAACAAAUUCUCUCAAAAUCUC
Messenger RNA from Dermatophagoides pteronyssinus (European house dust mite), 2170 nucleotides. RefSeq lists its product as uncharacterized. Gene Ontology annotation, cellular component: membrane. Lineage: Eukaryota; Metazoa; Arthropoda; Arachnida; Sarcoptiformes; Pyroglyphidae. The record is from RefSeq and is a predicted model, not a curated record.